This is a messenger RNA of Poecile atricapillus (Black-capped chickadee), 11840 nucleotides long. RefSeq lists its product as uncharacterized. The record is from RefSeq and is a predicted model, not a curated record. The coding region runs from base 1 to 11742 and encodes 3913 amino acids. NCBI's taxonomy places the organism in Eukaryota, Metazoa, Chordata, Aves, Passeriformes, Paridae. Gene Ontology annotation, molecular function: lipid carrier activity. The transcript is spliced from 73 exons. Gene Ontology annotation, biological process: lipid transport.
AUGCCCGGCCAUGUGAGGGGACUUCGGGACCCGCCCGGCCCUGUGAGGGCUCCGCAGGCUCGAUUCGGGUCCAUAACCAGGCGGAGCUCCCGGACACGAGAGGACUGCGAGCAUACAGGAUCCUCAGAGAGGUUAAGUUAUGGAGCUUCCUGUUUUGCAGAAUGUGCAGGACACAGUGCAUCAUACUUCCCCAAAAGAGCUAGAUACAGCUACAGGUAUUCAGCAGUCACCAACACAUUCCUGCAGGGAAAUAUUUACAAAGGCAGUGGCAUCUCUCUGGAGAGCACAGCAAUCAUUGAAGUAUUGGGGAAUUGCCAGAUGGUUUUGAAAGUUCAAGAUGUACAGAUUAAGAAAAAUUUUGCAUCCAGAGAAGAGUCUCUGAAAGAAAUGGACAGUCUAAGGGAAAUGCUAGAACAGCAUCCUCUUCAUUUUUCUUUCCAUGAUGGGAAAGUUCUGAAGCUCUGUCCUGUGAGAAGUGAACAGACCUGGGCACUGAACAUCAAGCGAGGCAUUCUCAGUGUCCUGCAGACAGCUCAAGAAUUCCCUGUUGGUGCCAUUGUUGAGGAGGUGGAUGUCCUGGGAAUAUGCCCAACCAGGUAUCAGCAAAAGGGUUCCAUUCUUGUAAAGACAAAGGACUUAAACCUCUGCUCCCAUCGCUCUUCUGGUUUGACUUCUGUGCAGUCUGUUGUUCUUCCUCAUGCAUCAUCUGAACAGCAGAUCCUGUCCUCCCAGCUGGAAUGUGCCCAGAGCAUUAAGGAUGGGGUCCUGCAGGAGGCCAAAUGUACUGAGUCCGACCGAGUGACGCUGUUCCCUCAGCAGGGCAGUGGGGCAGAGACACAGACACAGUCUGCACUCAAACUCUUGCAAGUGGAAACAGAGACACUCUACCAUAAAUGGUACUCUGAGGAUCUGUAUGUGACCAGCAUUCUCUAUGAAAGGGAGGUGACUAAGAGGGAGGUCACUGGGGCAGAAGUGACUGAACUGGUGUGGAAGCUUUGCUUAGCACACAGUGCAAGUUACCAGACUGCAGACCUUUUCAUGACUCUCGUGUUUGAGCUUCGACAUCUUUCUCUUGAGGCCUUAAGAGCACUAUGGCAAAGAUCAUCAUUUAAGUGCAGAGACAACUGGCAACCAUUAAUAGAUGCUCUCCCAUCUUGUGCCACAGAAGCAUGUGUUGUCCUAAUGAAAGACCUCAUCGCUUCUGGAGAGGUUGAGGAAGACAAAGUAGAAUAUUUCUUCUGGUCAUUUACAUUCAUUCCUAAUCCCACCUCAGGCAUGAUUGAAUCUCUUGCUCCUUUGCUGAAGUCACCUAGAGCAAGCCAGAGCUGCUUCUUGGGAGUAACGGCUCUCGUACAUAGGUUUUGUUCAGCUCACAGCUCCUGUGCUAUUGUACCUGCUGUGCAGAGUGUGAUGAGAAUUCUUGGGAAAUUUUUGGGAGGAAACUGUACUGUGCAAGAUUCAGAACAUCUCAGCAAGAUGCAGCUGGUGUUGAAAGCCAUUGGAAAUGCAGGACUUGCAGCAGCUUCGCUGGCUCCUGCUCUGAGCUCCUGUGCUGCCCUGAAGAGCCAUCCCAUGGAAAUCCGCCUCGCUGCUGUCCAGGCCUUCCGGCGCAUUCCCUGCCCUGUCAGGAAUGCUAUAUUACUUCAGUUUUAUCAAGCAACCAGCGAAGAUGUGGAAAUAAGAAUUGCUGCAUAUUAUAUAGUAAUGAAAUGUCCACAUGAAGAGUUAUUUAAACAAGUACAAAAGACUUUGCUGAAAGAAACAUCCAGCCAAGUGGGCUCCUUUGUUUGGAGUCAUCUCUCUCAGCUCCUGGAGACGGAUGAUCCGUUGAAGGAGCACCUUCGAGAUUCUAUUCCUGAUGAAAUUCUUAGCAAAGAUUUUGACUGGGAGACAUGGAAAUACUCAUCAUACUCUGAUGUCACAUUUCACUCAGCUGGUGCAGGUGCAAAUAUGGAAGCAUCAGUGGUCUUUUCUCCUACAUCUUUUCUACCACGAUCAGUCAUGACAAAUUUGACUGUUCACUUUAUGGGACAGGCUAUAAAUCUCCUGGAGGUUGGUGUACGAUUGGAGAAUGCUGAAACUCUUAUAGAGAGGGGUUUUGGGCCGAAAUCUUCUACUUUCAGUGACUAUUUUUUUGGAAACACUAAUGAAGGAAACCACAAGGCAGAAACCCCAGUGGAAACAGCAGAGAAAGUCAAGCAGAGGAACCCAACAUUGAAGCAAUACAGCCCCACUGAUCAUCUUGUGAGCAAGUCUGGCAAGCCAAAGCUGAGAAAAACAAACCGAAAUUGUCUUGGUAGAAAAUACAGUAAGAUGAAUGAGUUAGUCAAAAAGUUCGCUGAGAGAACAGUAAGAAAGAAGGCACUGAAAUGUGAGCUAAGCAUGAAAAUCUUUGGAAACGAACUUAGCUUCUUAGAUUGUGAAGAUUUAAGAAAACAUAUGAAACAUUAUUCCUUAAAUCUGGCUGAGUUGGCAGUCAAACUUCUGAAGGGGCAGGAGAUCCAGUUUAAUAAAAGGAUGAGUUUGGCCACUGAAGAACUGCAGUUUCCAGCAAUUUCAGGCUUUCCUAUUCAACUGGCAAUCAAUGCCUCAGCGGCAAUCAACAUAAAAAUCAAAGGGAAUGCAGACUUCAAACAGCAGUCCAAUUUCUUUCUAAAUGGAUAUAUCAAGCCAAGUGCAUUUGUCCAGCUUUCUGUCCAAAUGGGAAUUGUGGGGACUCUGGGACAAGCUGGCCUGAAGUGGUUAACAGGAAUGAGAACAUCUACUAGUCUUGAUGGGGGAAUCCAGGUGAAGAAAGGGAAAGAGCUCAAAGUUUUCUUAAACACUCCAGAAGAAUCUAUGGAGAUAAUUAAUUUCAGCUCUAAACUCUACUUCAGAAUGGUGGAUGAGACAGAAGAUAUAGAUGUCUUCCAAGAUCACACAGAAACCAGAACUUGCACUAGGGAGGAAGUGUCUGAGAUUAUCGGCUGGCAGCUGUGUUCUGAAAUGUCCUAUCCUGACCCAGCCAGUGGUUUGGUUUUCCCCCUCACUGGACCUUUGAGAGUGGCUGUGACAUUAACUAAGCAAGACAGAGGCCUGCAGCAGUACGUGGUGGAAGCUGCCUAUGACUGUAUAUCUCAGGAGAAUUCAUGGAUCCCAAGUGAAGCUGUCUUUCACUUCUUUGUUGGGACUCCAAAGUCAGAUUUGAAAAGAGAUAUUGGUGUUGACAUAAGUUUUAGUAUCCCACAGAAGAAAUUCAGAAUCCAGUUUAUACAACCUAAGAAAAAAAUUGAGAUGGAUGGGAGGAUUGAGUUUUCUAAAAGUUCCCAAGUUGGACACCUGGAGCUGACAGUGGAUGACCAAGAUGUGUAUUACAUUAAGGGAAUGGCAGAUUUGCAGAUGCUGAGUGGAGAGCAGAGAUAUGUGACCCAGCUGGAGGUAAAGCUGAUAAAGCAAAGCAGUCCUGUCAUUUUGUCAGGAAACAUCACUAAACAGCUUGGCAAGAAGAUAGCUUUUUCAUUAUCUCUGAAUAAUUUGUUCAAGGAUGCUGCAUUUCUUUCAGCACUUCUGGAGAAAAAGGUUGAUGAUAAGCUGAGACAGUACUCAUUGGAAGGGGAGACUCACCUUCCAGGUGUUCUUGGAGUUAAAGCUGUCGCUCUUCUCCAGCAGCGUGAGGGAUUGUGGUCUCAUGGUCUGCGGAUAAAAUAUGGACUCCUAGGUACACUGAAAAACAGAGAAAGAGAGGCAAAAACCCCUUGCCACGAGUGCAGUACACAGCAGAAAGUUCAAGUGGAGAUGGGUGCACAGGGCUUGUACAGACUGGAGCUGGACCAUCGGUUUCACUGUGUGCAGGCUCCCACCUACAGCCACCAGGUUCACCUGAAACAUGAAGUGUGUGCAUCUUGGAUUUCCUCCCAGAUGGAAGUAAACUAUGGGAAACACUGGGAUGAAAUAAACAACAAGAAGAAACUGCUGAUCAGCCAAGCCUUAAAGAACAGUUCCAGUUCAUCUGUAGUGAGCUAUUUCAUGGAGUUUACCAUGCAAGUCCUGGAAAAACAGGUGAAUUAUAGAACCCAGCUGCAGCACUUGCACACCUCUCAGGUGUAUUUGCAGAGCAGCACCAACUUUGAGGUGCAGUAUAAUGACCAUGUACCAUUUGUGGCUGGGCUGCACUGGAAGGAUGCAUCCAGAAAUGGCCUGAAGAAGUGGGAAGGUGGGUUCAAUAUAGACACCCCAUGGCUCUAUCUGUACACAGCUCACAAACUGCACCAGCCUCAGCAUUCUGCUUAUUUACUGACAUCUGAGCUGACAGCUGGAAAAGCUUUCUCCAUUAAAAACCUUGUACUGGAACUAUUCUAUAACGAUCAAGACAAUGAGAAGGAAGGAAAAGUUCACAUUUACACACCAGCUACCACAUACCUGCAGGCAUCCACAGUUAAUCAUAUUGGGAGGAAUGUUCUGCACAGCUAUAGUGAAAUGAUCUCUCUGUGGAAUCAGCUUGUGAAGAAUGAGAUUCAUUUGGAGAAUAAUGAACGAGCCAAACUUCUCUGCUUUAAGAUAAAGAGUACAAAACAGGAAUUUAACUUCACAGCCAGCUAUCAGAAUCUGCCAACGCCUAAGAAGACGAACAUUUCUGUGAAGAUUGUAUGGAGAGAUUAUAAAAGUCCUCCUGUCAUACUGCAGUGUGAAGGUCAGAUAAAAGAGCUGAGGAAGGAGAAGAUGCUCUAUCAAAAACGUGCAACCCUCCAUUUCAGGCAUCCUUUUAAAAUGCUCUUUCUGCAGAGCUUCCUUCUGCAGGAGACAUUUACUGUUGACAAAAAGCAAAAGCAUUAUUUCAUGGAAACAAAAGUUUUGAUAAAUGGAGUGGAGGAAACAGUUCAGACUCUUAUACUUGGCUACCAACCUGAAAACCCCUAUAUUUGUGCUGGCUUAACUCAUCCUUAUAACUACAGGAUGUUUCCCAAAGAUGUUGAAAUGUGCAUUUUAACUCUAAGUCAUCAAAAUGUGAAGUAUGAGCUUGAGACUGUCUUAAAAGUGAAUAAGGAAGAUGUUCUCAGUGUUCUAGGGAGGUAUCAGGACAAAUCCAGUGAGGCAGAUUUUAGACAUCUUUUACACAUGGAUGUGGCACACUCAUUCCAGCUUGAGUUUCCACAAGCAAUGGGCCUAAGUGGGGAGCUGUUUUCCAGGCAGACUAAACCGGAACACUUUGACAGUGGUGUGAGUGUAAAAGUCAUCAUCAACAAGAAUGUGUCUUCACAGGUCCAGGCUCAGGCAGCCCUGAAGAGUUAUGGUGAAAACAAUGUCAAUGGCUCCCUUUACCUUCAUUCCAAUGGAAGGGAAAUGCUGAUGCUGGAGGUCAAUGUGAACAAUGAAAACAGGAGGAAUGCCAGAAUUGUUGAACUGAGGGCUUUUCUCCAUCAGACAAUCCUGACAAAUCCAGAAUCAGUACAGUUUCAGCUCAUGGGCAAAAUAUUUCCAUCAAGACUUCUGUUGUCUUCUGGCUUGAAGCUUAAUGAAAAUAGGCUUCACAUGGAUUUCAUGGGAGCCAGGGAGCAGAGAGUUGGUUUUGUUUUGUCCCUAAAUGGAAGAGUCCAACACACUUUUACUGGAUUAAAGGCCAUACCUCAUCUCCUUUCUCUGGAUGGAUUACUGAAGUGCAAAAACAACGUUCACAAUGGUAACAUCAAUGUGAUGGUCAACAAAAGACUGUAUGGACUGCAUGUCAGGAACAGGAAUGUGUUUGGGAAUACCACUGUGCACAAUAUCACUGUUGCCAUCAUUCAGAAUGGCAGUCAGGCAGUCCCAGUGGAGGCACGACUGAAAGGACACCUGGAACUGAGUAAAGAGAAGAAAAGGGGGCUAGCGAGCUUCCAGGUGGAUGAGAAGGCUCUUUCUGUAGAGUUUUUCAAUAUCGUGGAUCAUGGGCAUGGCAGAGUCAGUGGGGCUUUCACACAUAAUGUCGACUUUUUAAAAAAUGCAGGGUUGCCUUUGGAUGGCAUUCUUACUGCCACGUGUGAGCAUGGCACAGGAAAUCACACCAUUGCCAUAGCCCUGGAGAGUGGCAGUGAAAGGAUUGCUGCUGUGUUUGAGGGACACAGACUGGCCACAGAGCUCCCAACAUCCCAGCUAUCUGUCAGCUUAAAGCACAACAUCUCAAAGAUAAAGAAACAUGGGAUCCCUUUUGUUUUAGAAGCUGCUGGCUAUUAUGAGAAUUUCUCCAGAAAGAUUGCUGCAGGGAUGACAGCCACAGUGGAAACAGAGCAGCUCAAGAUCGCAAUAGAGAAGAAAACCACUGACACUGCCAUGGAAAUUUCUCUUUCACUUCACCAUGAUGUGGGAGGACUGACAGACAUUGUUCCAUGUGUACUAGAGACUCCAGCAAGACUUUCACUGAAUGGGUCAAUAUUUACCAGCAACUUUACUGUCAUCCUCUUUGGACAUGUUUCUUUUCAUGAUGGAUUUGCCUGCCUGCAGCUCUAUGCCACCACUAACACCCAUCCUCAUUUAGAAAUCGACUUCCAGCAUUCUUUGCUUUCACUUCAUUCUCUGGGAAUUGCCAGAGAAAACCAACUGAAGGUGUCAGCCAUGAGAAGUGACAAAUACAAGGGCAUCCUUGGUAUUGUCCUUGGGCCUUGCACUUUGGAAGCUGAUGGGGAAGUGACCCUGGCAAGCAAUGAGACAGGAUGGGUACUUGCUUUUAGAAACAAGUGCAUCAGUCUAGAGAGGAUGGGAUUGCCUCGUGUUGCAGUCUUGGGGGGCUCAUUUCGACAGAACGUCUGCAAUGUGGGCUUGUUAAUGAACCUGCAGUGUGAUGGCAGAGCAGUGGAUGUGCAGAUAGACACCUCCUGCCAGCAUGAAUAUACACUUCAAGGGAUGCUCAGGCACUCACAUCCCUGGCUCAGCCAGCUUGGGCUGCCUUUUGAAAACUCUGUCCUGAUCUCUGCAGCCACAGGCUCCACCACAGAGGGCAUUUUCCUGCUGCAGGCUGGCAGAUGCAGACUGAGGGCUAGAGGUGAUCUCUGUGUUCAGAAUAAAGCUGACUGGACACUGGAAACAGAAACAGAAUGUCAACUUCUGCAGGAUCUCAAUUUCCCAAGUCAGUCACGGCUCACAGGAUCCAUUCAGAAAGACAAGUGCCAGGCAGAGCUGUUCUCUGUUCUGGAAACAGAAGGCAAAACUGCCCAUCUUGAAGUGAGAGCAGAGUGCAAGCCAAAGAUGACUCUGGAAAUUCAAUUCAGGCAUGACCUCCCCCAGCUGAAGGAAAUCCCAAGGGAAAAUGAGCUGUCCAUCACUGCACGGAAACACUUAAAAUAUCUUAUUGGAGUUGGAAUGAAAUUGGGUGCCUGUGAGCUUCAAAUGAAUGGGGACUUUGACCCUGAAAAGAGCCUUCAGUGGAAAAUGCUUAUAGAAAACAAAUGCCAAACAAUUCAGGAUCUUGGAGUACCAAUGAAAAUUGAUGGCUCAGGCUACCUUUUGAUGGAUAAAAUGAACCUAGAUUCACAGACGCUGAUCACUGUUGAUGAAAAUAAAUUCCGAGGACUCCUUAUACUAAAAGUCACUGAUGAAAGGCAAGAGCUGGAUGCUGUGCUAACCCAUAAUAUCCAAGAAGCUGCUGACAUUGGCAUUCCCAUGAGGAUGUUACUUGAUGUGAUAUCAGAAAAAAACAGUGACUUCUAUAAAGGAUUUAUUAAUUUCUGUGUGAACAACAAACAAAUUACAGAAGAACUGAACUUUGUCCAGAAGUUGGAUGUUGUGUCUCUUAACUACAAGCUUACUCAUAACAUAGAGACAUUGAAGACUUUGCAAAUAAAAGACAAGAUUGAGUUGCAGGCUAUCUUGAAUGUCAAAGUCACUAGAAGCUUUAGUUUGAAAGUGCUCUAUGGUGCUCACCUAAUAGUUCUUGAAGGACAAAUCCAGGAGUUUGAAACAAGUACCAACAUAACAGGGAAUUUCCAUCACUCUUUGCCAUGGCUGCUACAAGCCAGAGUCCCAUCAUCUUUACAGAUAGAUGUGGUUUUUCAAGGGCGAAACACUACUCAAGAGAGAUAUGUGCACAUUGCAGCUGGAGAAACAUCAGUCACAUACAUAAUUAACUCCUAUUAUGUUGGCCACCAAGUGGAUCUCUUCUGCCAGAGUGUGCACAGCAGUGAGGUACUCCAGGCAUCUGGCUAUCCUAAGGCAAUUGACUUGAUUUUCAGUUUCCAGAAAUCAGAAAACAAAGCCAAGACUGUCUGUGAAAUCCAAUAUGAUGAGAAAGAUGUAACUGUGACUGUGGAUGUUGACACAGACUUUGAACUCUUUGGUAUAUUUGUGUUCAUGGCAGAGGUGAAGCAUUCAAUAUCACUUCUCCAUCACCUCGGACUUCCCUUCUUUCUUAAGAUGACAAUUCAAGAAGUCAUGACUGAAAAUGAAACUGAAGGUGCUCUGAGGCUGACCUGUGAACAAAACAAAAACUUCUCCUUUUCCAUCAGUAGAAAAAAAGACCAGCAAGGUGAAGAGUUGAGUAUAAAAGCACUCCAGAAUCAUCCCUUCUUUCUACAAUACUUCCCCUGUGCAGCAGAGCUGUCUUCUAAGGUUAAUUAUGAUAUGAGUGAAGCAAAAGGCAAACUCUACCUCAGGAUGGAAAAAAGGGAUUUCAAUGUUUCAGCAAAGCUAACUUUGAUGGGAAGCAGCUUCACUAAUGCCAUUGAAGUGGCACAGACCAUGGCCCAGUUAAAAAUUCUUCCAAGGCAGCUUGUGUUUAUGACAAUUUACCAAAAAGGCAACAGAACUCAUCAGCUAAGGCACAUUGCCCUGUGGGAUGGCAAAGAGAUAAAGCUAACAGGCACUUACACUGGACUCUUCCCAAAGCUGCCUGGAGGUCAUGGCAUGCAGGUGGAGCUUCUCCAUCCUCUCUCCAUCCCUUUUCCACAACAUGUCUGGGUCAACUUAUAUAUGAAACAUUCAGCACGCAGUCACCGAGAUGAUCUUACUGUAGUUUGGAAUGAGAAGGACAAGGUAUCAGUGUCAUCUUCUCUGAAGUUUGGAAGACACCGGACAAGCUACAGAGCCACUGUUGCCCACCCAUUUAAUUACACUCUGAAGCAACUGGAGGUGCAUUCCCUGUCAGAAAAAAGGGGCAGAAAGUACAACCAGCAGCUGCAGGUCUCAGGGAAUGCUGGGCAGCCUGCUCACCUCCGGCUGGGCCUGGAAGAUAAAUCCAGGAUGGACAUCACUGCCUGGGGUGGCUGUGUGACACUCUCUGCAGGCCAGCUUCAGAGAAUAUUAAGCAUGGAAAACCUGCAUGCAUGUGGGUCUCUAGAGCAAAGAGCAACAUUGUUUAAUGAAUACCUAGAUUUGAACUGGGAUGACAAAAAAUUCAAACACAAUUUCACGUAUGAGAGAAAUCAACUCUUGUAUCCUGACAAAUUUCAGUUAGAAGUGGUUCUGGAAAAUAUUUUCCUGACCCCAUGUACCAAACAGAAGAUUCUGGGUAAAAUAGAAACCAACUACUGCUCUUGCCUGGAUUACUACACAAGCUUUGAGUUCUGUGACCUUCCAAAUGUAAUUGUUUUAUCUGGAAAGCACCAGCUCAACAAAGAUGACAUCAUUUUGCAGUCAGAGGGCAGAUUCCACCUUGCUGAUCAUGGAAAAGAUGAGGGGUUGAUUGGAAUAUCCAUAAAGAAUCAGAGCACUGCUGAUGUGAAGAACUACUCUCUGGAAAUUGAAGUGAGUUUUUAUUUUAUUUUACUGGCACUGGGGUUUGGUUUUCAAAGGCCUGCUGCCAUCUAUCUCCCAAACAGAUCAGGCACAGGCAGUGACUAUAAAGCAGCAGGCAACACAAAACACUCCUGGUUUCUUUACACGACUGCUCUGUUGAGUAAGUUAAGAGCCUUUGAAGAUAUUUGGCUAGGCCUGACAGGAACUGCUGCUUCCUCAUCUGUCCAGAGCCAAAUCCUGGUGGAGGGGAUUAUUGAUCAGAAAGAGAAAGUAAAAGUCGCUGCUUCAAAAGGAAAGGAGUGUUUUCACUACUACAUGGGGCAUCUGCAAGGGGAUUUGGAAGAAGGAGUGGAACUCAGUGCUUGUUCUGAUGGGCAACAGAUGGCUGCUAUUAACACCUAUCUCAGCAUCAAUGGUAAAAGGCAGGAAAACAUGGGACAAGUGACUCUAACAGCUGCUAAUGGAAGCUUGAGUUUUCUGGCGCGUGGAUGUGGGGAUCCAGUUCUUAAGGUUGAGAACAAGCUUAAUGAAAUUGGGAGCCUUUUGAAAGCCACACUGAUAGAGAAGAUAAAGAAGUUUGAUGGAUACCUGUGGAGAUUCAGGAGAUCAGUGCAGCAUGUUGGUUUCCUGUCUGAAGCAGCUGGCUGGCCUUCAAUGGCCUUGCAAAAGGCAGCAGGAUUCCUGCACAGUGGGGGUACAGCUGUCACCCAGGUGUGGAAGCAAAGUGGAAUCAGGCACAUUCUGAGAAACAGGAUCCCACUUUACCUGGAGAAAAUUCAAGAUGUUGUCCGGCAAAUGCAGAAUGAAUUACAAAAGCCAUUAGCAACUUUGAAGGACGCCUACUACGAUGUAACCUUGAAGCCACUGGAUGAAGUCUGGAAAGAGAAGACAGAAGAGCUCAUGAAGAAAAUCCAGGCUUUCUUACCCAAGAUUGUAAAAGAUGUGUGGUUAAUGGAACCAAUCCAGGUGGCAUUAAAGGUUGUGAAAGCAGGCUUGGAUAUGGCUACACAGCAGGUGCUCAGGUGGGCAGAUGCCACGUUUUCCAGAGCUGUGAGUAAGAUCCGGAAGCCCUUGCUGAACCUGUACAGUUUUUCACCCAGGAAUUGUUUGGUGGCAGGAAAGCUGCCAGUACUGCCUAAAGCAGACCUGUCCCUGCAGCUGGCAAAUGUUACCACUUACCUCAUUGGAGAAAAACUGAUGAGGCCUCUGCAAGACCUCUACAAUCUCAACAUACUUGCAGAAUACUAUAGGUUCAAACGGAGGAUGAUGGAGAGCCCCUUUGAAUAUCAUGCUAUGUUAGUGGGGACCAAGCAUCUUGUGACUUUUGAUGGGAAAAUGUAUGAUUUGGCAUCGAAGUGCAGUGUACUUCUUGCCAAGGAUUUUAUUCACAGUGCUUUCACUGUAAUACUAAAUGAAGAAACUAGGAACUCAAGAUCACUGUAUGUGGAGAUGAACCAGACUGUGAUCACUAUCUACCCACGUCUAAAGAUAUCCAAGAUGUAUAACUUCUCCUCUGGGGAAGAAAACUGCCAAGUCCUGGAUCAAUCCCUUGAAAACAGUACCAUGAAUUCAAGGCGAGGAACCAACAAAAUUGAAGUAUCUGAUCAGAAAGGAGUUUCUGUUUCUUGUGACUUUCAGUAUGAUCUCUGUACUAUCACUCUGGCUGGGUGGCACCAUGGUAUUUCAGCUGGGCUUUUUGGUACCAAUGAUAAUGAAGCUGGAAACGAAUGGAUGGUGCCUAAUGGUUCCUUCACUGACAACGUGCAAGAGUUCACACAGAGCUGGCAGGUGAGUAAGUGCAGUCUCGUACCGAAGAAAGAGAAGCCAUGUCCAAUUACAGCUAAGCAGAACAUCUGUAAAGUGUUCUUUGAAGAACCACGUUCACUUCUUAGGAACUGCUUCAAAGUUGUGGAGCCCGAGCCAUUCUACACCAUGUGUACACAGGACACCUGUGACUCCCCAGCCUUGGGGGCUGCCUGCACUUUAGCAGCAGCUUUUGUUCGUUUGUGCAACCGGAAUUUUGUCCCUGUGGAAGUCCCUCCACAGUGCUCGAGCCAGUUCUGAAGGGCAGAUAACCAGCCCUGAAGAUGGAAGAACCCUUUCAGCACCCAAAACAGAACAUUUAUUUUAGGUAGACAAGCUAGAGGCAAGAACAGGGAGAG